GUACAAACCAGCGUUGUGCGAUUAAAUCGAUUAUUCGAUUUAUCGAUUGCUUGUGACGCAUCGAUAAGGCAUCGAUGGCCGGGGAACUCCCUAUCGAUUAAUCGGGCAUGCGCAUUCAGUCGUCACGUGUAGGUCGUUUGCUCAGUGCAGUGUCUGUUAGUCUUGACUUCAAAUGAGUGUAAGGGAAGUACCAGACAGAAAUUACUUGAAAGAAGCGGGUCUCCUGCCUCCUAGGCAGUGCUCUUCCGAAGUUUGGCGGUACUUUGGCUUCCGUGGUGAAAACGGGAAGAUUGAGGAUCCGAAACACGUUGUAUGCACCAUCAACAAAUGCGGCGCCGUUCUGAAGUACUGUGGUAACACCACCAACCUGGCCGCUCACAUGAAAUCUCGUCACCCGCUAGUGUUUAUGAAAACAAGUCUCUCAAGAGACUCAAAUCCCGCGAAGCAGAAGGAGAAACGUGCGCAAGAGGAUCAGGCCGUCUCGAUGUCAUCUACUGUAGGAGAGAAAGCUGCAUUCGUCAGUCCAUUCCAACUCGCAGCAAAGCUACCAACAUCCAGUAAGAGAGCCUCUGUGAUCACUGACGCCGUUGCCUACUUCAUUGCUAAAGACAUGCAGCCGGUUAGUGCCGUAGAGUGCCUCGGAUUUCGAAGUAUGUUCAAGGUUCUUGAACCUCGCUAUGAAAUUCCGAGCCGAAAAACAUUCACCCAAAGAGUGCUUCCCGCUCUCUAUGUGAAAGUCAAGGAAUCAGUUGCAACCGUGGUAUCUUUGGCAGAAUGGUACGCCAUAACAACAGAUUGUUGGACCAGUUGUGCCAACAACUCUUUUAUCGGUGUCACCUUUCACACCAUUAGUAAUGACUGGCAGCUUCAGCACCUCGUCCUGGAGAAUGUGGAGCUACCUGACAAGCACACAGCUGAGAACCUGGCUGCUAGUCUGGAGGAUAUUCUGAAGCAAUGGGAACUUGAUUCUACAAAACUUUCUGGUGCCACAGUAGACAACGCAGCCAACAUACAAAAAGCAGUAGCAGAUAUUUUGAAAUGGAAGUGCUUAGGUUGUUUUGGUCACACUAUCAAUCUAUGUGUGAAAGCAGGGCUGAAACAGCAACAGAUACAGGUGGCCCUUGCCAGAUGUUCCAGGCUGGUCAAAUUCUUUCGGAAAUCCACAGUUGCUGCGAACCUCCUAACCAAGAAACAAGCAGCGUUGGAGUCUCCAGUGCAUAAGCUGGUGAAGGAUGUGGAGACACGAUGGAAUUCCACCUAUGAUAUGGUUCAAAGGAUCAUAGAACAACAAGGUCCUGUGUGUGCAACACUGGUAGAGCUAAAACGAUUAGACCUGUUGCCCAAGGAAGAAGACUUCACCCUGCUGGAGCAGUUGGUAAAUGUCCUGAAGCCAUUUAGAGAUGUGACCAUUCAAGUUCAAGGAGAACAGUAUGUCACUAUAUCAAUAAUUAGACCACUCCUUCAUCACCUCACUGAGAAUGUGCUGCAACUACAGGAAACUGACUCCUCCGUAAUCAAGAACAUGAAGAGGGAUAUGGUCAGCAACCUUGGUUCUCGAUACCAAUCACUUUCAAUUUCAAACCUGCUUGACUGUGCAUGCUUUCUUGACCCAAGAUUCAAGAGCCUGCCUUUCAUGAGUGAGGACAAUCGGAAAAAGCUUCACACAUUUGUUUUGGAGGAGGCAAUCGACCACUAUGAGUCUCUAAAUUCAGACACAGAACCAGCAGCUUCUGAAGAAAAGAAUGAAGACCAGCUUCCACUGCCAAAAAAGCACAAGAGUGAAUUAGGCCAGCUUCUUGGUGACAUGUUUACCAAUCUGAGUCAAGCGAAACAAGUGACCUCCAGGGACAAAGCAGAAAACGUCUUGCAGAAGUAUCUUGAUGAGCCAUGCUUGAACAUUGAUGAGAAUGCUUUGAAGUGGUGGGAGCAAAACAGUUCUCGGUUUCCUGCCAUUUCCAAAAUUGCCCAAAGACUACUCUGUAUACCAGCCACAAGUACUCCUGCAGAAAGGCUCUUUUCAACAGCUGGGAACAUUAUCAGCUCAAAACGAGCGAACCUGGAUCCCCAUAAUGCAUCGAUGUUGUGUUUCCUUGCAGAAAACUUGCAGUAGUUAUGUAACUAUUGCCUGAUAGAGUCUUCACUGUGUUACUAUGAUCUCGAAUGGAGCUGUGCUGUUGUGUAAAAUUGUGAAGGUGUGUGUAAAUGAGCAUUAAUGAAAUACGAGGUCAGACUUACCGAUUAAUCGAUAAAUCGUGAUACUGACUUCAAGUAAUCGGCAAUAAUCGGCAAUACCAAUUAUUUUCAUUAUCGCACAACGCUGGUACAAACGUAAUCGGAAAACACCUGACACUUUAAAGUGUAUUGUGGAG
Corticium candelabrum is the source of this 2369-nucleotide messenger RNA. Its product is annotated as E3 SUMO-protein ligase ZBED1-like. The coding region runs from base 173 to 2110 and encodes 645 amino acids. The transcript is spliced from 2 exons. Gene Ontology annotation, biological process: regulation of transcription by RNA polymerase II. The record is from RefSeq and is a predicted model, not a curated record. Gene Ontology annotation, molecular function: DNA binding; protein dimerization activity. Gene Ontology annotation, cellular component: nucleus. NCBI's taxonomy places the organism in Eukaryota, Metazoa, Porifera, Homoscleromorpha, Homosclerophorida, Plakinidae.